Messenger RNA from Rotaria sordida, 918 nucleotides. The record is from the annotation of a GenBank genome assembly. Lineage: Eukaryota; Metazoa; Rotifera; Eurotatoria; Philodinida; Philodinidae.
AUGGGUACGAGUGGUUCACGUCGUACAUCGCCUCAAAUGCCUAUUCCACAAUAUCCACCACCAUAUAAUCCAUCAUUACCAUACGGUGGUCCGCCAAUGAUUCCUCCAUAUAAUACUGGUGUUGGAAAUGUUUCACCACCUCUUAGUCGAAGAGAGCGACAAAAACUUGAUGAAGCUUAUCGAACAAUUCAAAGUUUACAGGGUCGAAUGCCUCCAAUGCAGCCAGGUACUGGAAUGCUUCCGCCACGACCAUCAUCACCAAAUUACAGUGGUCCUCCUUUAAUGAACUUAUCACAAGUAAGUCCUGCUCUUCAACGUGCAUAUGGACAAUAUCCAUCUGGUGCUCUUGGUUAUCGAGAUUCAGAUUAUGGAGCUGUUGCUAAUAUAGCUGGAUUGAAUCCAGCAGACGUAGCAAUACUUCAUAAAGAAUAUGUGAAUUUAACACGUGGUGGUAGAAAUAAACUUGAUCGUGUUGUUUUUCGUCAAUUAUUACGUGAUGUCCUUAUUGAUGCAAAUAAUGAAAAUAUUGAUCGUGCUAUUGAAAAUAUAUUUGUUAGUAUUGAUCGAAAUCGUGAUGGUUUUAUUGAUUUUCCUGAAUUUGUUGGUGCUUUUCGAGAUGUAUUAAGAGGAGAUCCAAAUGAUCCACAGAGCUAUUUAAUACCACCUGGUCUUCCUGAUUAUAUAAAUGAACCAGUACGAACAAAUAUUGUUAAUGCUCCUUUUGUUUGUCAACCAGCACCACAACUUAUUUCAAUGCCAUCUGCUAGUAUUCAACAAUCACCCCUUGUUUGUAGUAGUUCUACUGCUCCAUUAGUAUUUUCAUUUGAUUCAAAUCAGUCACCAUGUGUAGCUAGUAUGCAAGGUCAACAAAUGAUAGGACAACCAACAGCUUUACAAUGUUUACCUAUGCCUAUAUAA